This is a messenger RNA of Durio zibethinus, 758 nucleotides long. Its product is annotated as DUF538 family protein (Protein of unknown function, DUF538). Lineage: Eukaryota; Viridiplantae; Streptophyta; Magnoliopsida; Malvales; Malvaceae. The record is from RefSeq and is a predicted model, not a curated record.
ACACCCUUCACAGAUGUUAAAUUCUCGAGAAUCUUAACUCCCAGGACAGCCGCUUUUUUACUUUCUUCUUCACUGUACAGCUUUUGGGAUAUGUUCUUUGGCUUUUUUUUUCCUAACUCUUUAACUCACUCAACAAAAGAGAGGGAAAGCUUUAAUCGAUAGUGAGAGAGAAGAGAGAAGGGAGGAAAUGGAGAAAGCAUUAACAAAAGUUGGGAGCUUGAAAGUUGGUGGGCUAUGGAUCUCAAAGAAAGCUAAGGAAGAGUUCUCUAACAUUACUGAAGACCUCACUACUUUCUCAAAUACUGUUGAAGAGAAGGCAAAAUGGAUUUUCAACAAAUUGAAAGGAAAGCCAUUGAAAAACUUGCCUGAUCUCCUCCGAGAGUACAAUUUACCACCAGGCCUCUUUCCUCAGAAUGUUGUCUGUUAUGAAUUUGAUGAAACAAAGGCCAAGCUAAUUGUUUACUUGUCGUCUCCAUGUGAGGUCAGCUUCAAGGAUUCCUCUGUUAUAAGGUAUGCAACCCGUGUGAAAGCAAUUCUCCUCAGGGGAAAGCUCACAGGCAUCGAGGGGAUGAAGACAAAGGUCCUAGUUUGGGUUAAAGUCACAAGUGUGGCAGUUGAAGGCUACAAGUCCGACAAGCUGUGGUUUACUGCCGGAGUUAAGAAGUCAAGGCCUAAGGAUGCUUAUGAAACACCCCGGGAUGCUGUCAGAGUUGAAGAAUUUUGAAUACAGAAUAUUCAUCACUUUGUACUCAGCCCUA